Molecule: messenger RNA, 13572 nt
Organism: Protopterus annectens (West African lungfish)
Lineage: Eukaryota; Metazoa; Chordata; Ceratodontiformes; Protopteridae
Gene: DMD
Product: dystrophin
Exons: 79
Coding region: 319-11376 (3685 amino acids)
Biological process (GO): synaptic signaling
Cellular component (GO): plasma membrane
Molecular function (GO): protein binding; zinc ion binding
Source: RefSeq, a predicted model, not a curated record
CCUGGAAUUUGAAACAUGUUGAGGGCCUCCCUUUCCAGAUCCUUGGCAUCAGUGACAGUUUCAUUUCACUAGGACCAGGAAACAUUUGAAAUUAUACUUGCCUACAGUGAUUCUCCUGCUGGGACUGUAAGUAUUACACAAACUAUUAAAAGAUACCAAACAGCAAUUCUUUGCCAAAGAUUUAUUUCCAUCUUACAGCAGCCUGUGACUAGAGACAAGAGUGUCUGUGUAAGAAAUCUGGGAAACAGUAUAACUAGAGAAGUACUGCUGGAGUGUUUUAUCAAGUUUUGCAUCGCCUUUCCAUCCAUUCACUUUUAAAUGCAGAAAUAUGAAGAAGUCGAGGACUUUUAUUAUGAAAGAGAAGAUGUUCAGAAGAAAACAUUCACAAAAUGGAUAAAUGCACAAUUUGCAAAGGCUGGAAAACCUCAAAUUGAAGACUUAUUUUUAGAUCUCAGAGAUGGAAGAAAACUUCUGGAACUUCUGGAAGGCCUUACAGGCCAGAAACUAGCAAAAGAGAAGGGCUCUACAAGACUCCAUGCUCUCAACAAUGUCAACAGAGCGCUACAGGUCCUACAAAAGAACAGUGUUGAUCUUGUGAAUAUUGGAGGGGCAGACAUCGUAGAUGGCAACCACAAACUUACCCUGGGUUUGAUCUGGAGCAUUAUCCUGCAUUGGCAGGUUAAGGAUGUUAUGAAAGACAUAAUGGCUGAUCUGCAGCAGACAAAUAGUGAGAAGAUCUUGCUGAGUUGGGUUCGUCAGUCGACACGUGACUAUGAUGGAGUUAAUGUUGUCAACUUCACCAACAGCUGGUCUGAUGGAUUUGCUUUUAACGCACUCAUCCACAGUCACAGACCCAACCUGUUUGAUUGGAAUAACAUUGUACAGCAGCAGUCAGCUACAGAAAGACUUGACCAUGCUUUUAGAGUUGCCAAACAGCAUCUUGGCAUUGAAAGGCUCCUAGACCCCGAAGAUGUUGCUAUAUCCCAUCCAGACAAAAAGUCCAUCAUUAUGUACAUCACUUCACUCUUCCAAGUUCUGCCCCAGAAAAUAACCAUAGAAGCCAUCCAUGAAGUUGAAAGUCUACCAAGGCAACCAAAGGUCACCCGGGAGGAACGAAUUCAAACACCACAAAAACAGCAUUAUACCCAACAGAUCACAGUUACUGUAGCACAAGGCCGUGUGCGCACCCCUUCACCUUCUCCCAAACCUCGCUUCAAAAGCUAUGCCUACACCCAAGCUGCUUAUGUCCUGUCACCUGACCAAAAAAUGAGGCAGUCACCUUCCCAGCAAUUGGAGGUCCCAGAGAUCAAGUUGCUUGGCGUCUCACUGAAACAUUCGGCGGAGGACCUGGACAGCUACCAAAGUACACUGGAGGAAGUGCUAGCGUGGCUUCUUUCUGCAGAGGAUCGACUGCAAGCACAGGAAGAUAUUUCCAGCAAUGUGGAAGAAGUGAAGGAGCAAUUCCACGGACAUGAGGGUUUUAUGAUGGAAUUAACAUCUCAUCAAGGAAAUGUAGGCAAUGUUUUGCACGUUGGCAGUCAAUUGUUAUCUGAAGGCAAACUUUCUGAAGAUGAAGAAAAUGAAAUUCGGGAGCAAAUGAACUUGUUAAAUUCCCGAUGGGAAAAUCUCAGGGUAGCCAGCAUGGAAAGACAAAGCAAUUUGCACAAAAGUUUGAUGGACCUUCAGUACCAGCAACUUAAACAGUUGGCUGACUGGCUUUCACAAACAGAAGCAAGAACGCAGAAAAUGGAACAAGAACCACUUGGUCCUGAUCUAGAAGACAUCAAACGCCAAUUGGAAGAGCACAAGUUGCUUCAAGAUGAUCUGGAACAGGAACAGGUUCGUGUGAAUUCAUUGACGCACAUGGUUGUAGUAGUCGAUGAAAGCAGUGGAGAUAGUGCAACAGUCGACCUCGAAGACCAGCUUCAGGCAUUAGGAGACAGGUGGGCAGCGAUUUGUAGGUGGACAGAGGACCGCUGGAUCCUUCUGCAGGAGAUUGUUCUUAAGUGGCAGCAUUUUGCUGAGGAACAGUGCCUGUUCGAUGCCUGGUUAACAGAAAAAGAGGAAGCGGUGCGCAUCAUUCAGUUAUCUGACUUCAAAGACAAGACUGAGAUGCUCUCUAACUUAAGAAAGUUAGCGAUCCUGAAGGGUGAUCUCGAAAUGAAAAGACACACAAUGGAUAAGUUGUGCUCUCUAAGUCAAGAUCUUAUUUCUUCUGUAAAGGACAAGGGAGUAUCUCAGAAAUUGGAAAUGAGGUUAGAGGAUUUUGCACAACGCUGGGAUAAACUUGUACAGAAACUAGAGAAAAACUCUUUGCAGGUUUCACAGGCUGUCACCACUAUGGAGACAUCACUAACACAAACCACAGUAAUGGAAACUAUAACUAAGCUGACAACAAAAGAACAAAUCCUGGUUAAGCACACAAAAGAUGAACUGCCACCACCUCCUCCUCAGAAGAAAAGACAAAUGCUCGUUGAUUCAGAGCUUAGAAAAAAGCUUGAUGCUGACACAACUGAACUCCACAGCUGGAUGACUCGAUCUGAAGCCAUACUCCAAAGUCCAGAAUUUGCCAUUCACCGCAAAGAAGGGAACCUCUUUGAUCUUACAGAAAGAGUUAAUGCUAUAGAACGGGAAAAGCCAGACAAGUACAGGAAGCUCCAAGAUGCAAGCAGAUCCGCACAGGCUCUGGUGGAACAGAUGGCAAAUGAAGGUCACGUGUCAGAAGAUGUCAAACAGACAACAGAACAGCUUAACAGCCGUUGGAUUGAGUUUUGUCAGUUGCUGAGUGAAAGGAUAUCCUGGCUUUUGCAUCAAAACAAAAUUCUUGCCUUCUAUUCCUUGCUGCAACAACUUGAACAAGCAGUUAUAACUAGUGAGAUCUGGUUAAAAUCUCAACCACCUCCUGCAGCUGAGCCUGGCUUGGUGAGAGCACAGUUAGAAAAAUCCAAGGAUGAAGUUCUUAAACUAUCAGUACUGGAACCUCGACUUGAAGAGCUAAAGACACAAGGGUCAGCACUAAAGCAAAAAGAAGACAUGCCUAUGUUUAUUGAUGCGGAUGUCAAUGCUUUUAUUUACCACUUUAGUCAAGUCCUUGCUGAUUUGCAAGCGCGAGAGAAGCAGCUACAGGCCAUUUUGGACAGUUUACCAACUAUGCGGUACAAGGAAACAGUUAACUCCAUCCUAAUGUGGAUCCAGCAAUCAGAAACCAAAUUAUCUAUACCUCAGGUUACAGUUACAGAAUAUGAAACUAUGGAGCAGAGACUCAAAGAAUUUAAGGCCUUACAGAGUUCUCUACAGGAACAGCAAAAUGACUUAAACUACAUCACAGCUGCUGCAGAGGAAGUGACCAAGAAAGUCCCUGCCGAAAUUGGCCAGAAAUAUCGAAUGGAGAUUGAGGGCAUAUCUAGUCGUUGGAAAAAGCUAUCAGCUCAGCUGGCUGAGCAUGGUCAGAAACUAGAAGAAUUAAUGACAAAGCUUUUGCAGUUCCAGAAUGACACAAAAACCCUGAAGAAAUGGAUGGCUGAGGUUGAUGUUUUCUUGAAUGAAGAAUGGCCAGCCCUUGGUGAUUCAGAAGCACUUGAAAAACAGCUAGAACAGUGCACAGCCCUGGUAAAUGACAUUCAGACAAUACAGCCAAGCCUCAACAGUAUAAAUGAAGUUGGACAUGCUCUGAAAAAACAAGCAGAACCAUCAUUUGCACUGAAACUGAACGGAGAACUUAAAGAUUUAAAUGCACAAUGGGAGAAUAUAUGUAAACAGGCUCAUGCUAAGAAAGCAGCUCUGAAGGGUGGGCUUGAUAAGACAAUGACUAUUCGGAAAGACUUGUCAGAAAUGCAAGAAUGGAUAACACAAGCAGAGGAGGAUUAUCUGGAAAGAGAUUUUGAAUAUAAAACACCAGAGGAGUUGCAUAAAGCAGUGGAGGAACUUAAGAGAGCCAAAGAAGAAGUUCUACAGAAAGAAGUGAAAGUAAAGCUGUUGACAGAUUCUGUUAAUACUUUUAUUGGAAAGGCUCCCACCACAGCACAUGAGGCCUUAAAAUCAGAACUGGAUGUCUUAACAGGAAACUACCAGCAACUAUGCAACAGGCUGAAUGGGAAAGCCAGGACGUUGGAAGAGGUGUGGUCAUGCUGGUGUGAACUUUUGUCUUACCUUCAAGCUGAGAAUAAAUGGCUAGAUGAAUUAGAAAAGAAAAUCAAAUUAACUGAAAAUACACAAGGAGGAGCAGAGGAAAUCUCAGAGGCACUUGAUUCUCUGGAAUGUACUAUGAGACAUCCAGAAGAUAAUCGAAAUCAGAUCCGAGAACUUGCCCAGACCUUGACUGAUGGCAGGGUCCUGGACGAACUCAUUAAUGAGAAACUGGAAAAAUUUAACAACCGCUGGGAAGAACUUCAGCAACAGGCUAUAAGAAGGCAGAAAGUACUUGAACAGAGCAUUCAGUCUGCUCAAGAGACUGAUAAAACUCUCCGCUUAAUCCAGGAAUCACUUGCCUUUAUCGACAGGCAGCUAACGGCCUACAUAGCAGACAGGAUUGAUGCAGGACAAAUCCCUCAGGAAGCACAGAAAAUUCAGUCUGAACUAACCAGCCAUGAGAUUAGCCUGGAGGAAAUGAGAAAGAGAAAUCAGGAGAAGGAUUCUGCUGGAAGAGUUCAUUCACAGAUUGAUGCAGCCCAGAAAAAGUUGCAGGAUGUUUCUACAAAGUUUCGGCUGUUCCAAAAGCCAGCAAACUUUGAGCAACGUAUGUCGGAAUGUAAGAAGGUUAUGAAUGAUGUAAAGGCACAGAUGCCUUCACUGGAAAAGAGAAGUGUAGAGCAGGAAGUCGUGCAGUCACAGCUGGACCAUUGCAUGAAAUUGUACAAAAGUCUGAGUGAGGUGAAGUCAGAAGUGGAGAUAGUAAUAAAGACAGGAAGACAAAUUGUACAGAAGCAACAAACAGAAAAUCCAAAAGAACUGGAUGAGAGAUUAACAGCGCUUAAACUGCUGUACAAUGAGCUUGGAGCACAGGUAACAGAGGGAAAACAGGAACUAGAGAAAUGUUUAAAACUGUCCCGUAAAAUGAGAAAGGAACUGAACAGUUUGACUGACUGGCUGGGAGCAACAGAUGCUGAGCUGACAAAGAGAUCAUCAGUUGAGGGAAUGCCUGCUAACUUGGAUGCAGAAGUUGCUUGGGGAAAGGCAGUGCAGAAAGAGACUGAAAAACACCAGCAACAGCUAAAAGCUAUUACAGAUUUGGGAGAUGCUUUGAGAACAGUGCUUGGAGGCAAAGAGAGCUUGGUAGAUGAUAAACUGAGCCUGUUGAACUGCAACUGGAUAGCUGUAACUUCACGAGCUGAGGAAUGGUUAAAUCUCCUUCUGGACUAUCAGAAACAGAUGGAAUCGUUUGAUCAGAAUGUGGCCCAGGUCACAGCAUGGAUAUACCGAGCUGAAAUAAUGCUGGACGAGUCUGAAAAACAGGCUCCACAGCAAAAAACGGAUGUUCUCAAGCAUCUCAAAUCUGAGCUGAAUGACAUGCACCCAAAGGUAGACUGUAUAUGUGAUGAGGCUGUGGAUCUGAUGACCAACCGUGGCCCCCACUGCAGGGAGGUGGUAGAGCCCAAACUGUCAGAACUCAACCAGAGAUUUGCUGCUAUAUCACAGAGGAUAAAGAUAAGAAAGCCCCCUGUAUCUACAAAAGAGGUAGAACAAUAUAAUGCAGAUAUUCAAAAACUAAUUGAGUUGCUGGAUCAAGAAAUUGUACAGGGAGUAAAUCUUAAGGAAGAAGAUUUUGAUAAAGAUAUGAGUGAAGAGGAUGACAAAUCUGUCAAUGAAAUGCUGCAGAGGGGAGGCAAUUUGCAACAGCGAAUCACAGACGAGAGAAAAAAUGAAGAAAUCAAACGGAAACACCUCUUGCUGGAGUCUAAAUUUAGCACACUGAAGGAUUUGCGCUCUCAAAGGAGAAGAAAGGCCUUAGAGGUUUCUACUCAGUGGUACCAGUAUAAGAAACAAUCAAAUGACCUGCUACAGUGGCUGGAUGACAUUGAAAGAAAAAUAUCUAGUAUACCUGAACCCAAAGAUGACCAGCAAAUUAAGGAGAUUGUUGGAGAGUUGGAGAAGAAGAGAGAAGACCUGAAAGCGGUGAACAGGCAAGCUGAGGGCCUGUCUAAGGUUGGGGCUGCAAGGGCAGUGGAGCCACUCCUGAUCCAGCUCACCAAACGCUGGCAAGAAAUUGAGACUAAAUUUGCUCAGUUCCAACGGCUGAACUUUGCACAAAUUAAAACUGUUAAGGAGACAACUGUUGUGGUGGCUGAAGGUAUGCCUACAGAAAAAUUACAAGUGCCUUCAACAUACCUGGCAGACAUCCGUCAGCUGCUCCUGUCUGUCUCUGAUGUGGAACAGUUCCUCAACUCCCCCGUUCUACAGAGCAGGUUAUAUGAAGAGCUGUCAAAGCAAGAAAACUGUCUAAAGAGUAUAAAAGAUAGCUUAGAAAGACUUUCAGGACAAAUUGAAGAUGUUCAAGGUAGGAAGACUGCAGUCUUGCAGAGUGCCUCCCCUGGGGAAAAAGAACUGAUACACCAAGGAUUGACUCAGCUUGACUCAGAAUGGGAAAGAGUAAACAUGAUGUACAGGGAUCGACAAACGAAAUUUGAUAAAUGUAUGGAGAAGUGGCAUUCUUUCCACCUGGAUAUGAAAGAUCUUGGCCAGUGGAUGAAUGAAGCUGAACAGACUCUAGUGGAAAUAGAUAUUAGCAUAAAGAACCUGGACACAACCAAGGCUAAGGAACAUCUAAAGAAACUUCAAAAUGACAUUACCAGCAGGCAGCCUUAUGUUACAGCACUAAACACGACUGGUGAAGAAAUCAUUGGGCAGUCGUCUCCAGUUGAUGGUGCUAUCUUCAGAGAAAAACUGAGAAACCUAAAUGCUCAGUGGCAACGAAUCUGCAAACAGGUCACAGAUUCAAGGUCAAGGCUUGAGAAAGAAACCAACAUCAUAUCAGAAUUUCAAGAAGAUCUUAACGAAUUUAAUUUCUGGCUGGAGGAAGCGAACAGCAUCGUUCAGAUCCCACUUGAACCUGGUAAUGAACAGCAACUCAAGGAAUCGCUGGAGAAAGUGAAGUUAAGAGUAGCAGAAUUGCCACCGCGUAAGAAUUUGCUGAAACAACUGAAUGAGAGAAGUACAAUCGCACUGAGAAGUGUUGUUAUAACUCCAGAGGAAUGCCAGCGACUGGGGGCUGGACUCAAAGAGGCUAACUACUGCUGGGCCAAGGUAUCUAAGGACCUGCCAGCAAAAGAGAAAGAAAUUGAAAAAAAUUUGCAAGACUUGGUACAGUUCAAGCAGCGGUUACAUCAGCUGGUACAGUGGGCAUCUUCUACUAGGAGCCAGCUGGAACUCUAUCAACAAGUUGGCAUUCCUGGGGCUUUUAGUACAAAGGAAAUUGAAGAUACAGUUAAAGACAAGCAGUCAGAUGUGGAAAAUAUCCUGUCAAAGGCACAAAAUCUUUACAAAGAAAAAGCAAUCACUCAGCCAGUAAAGAGAAACUUGGAUGAUCUGAACUCUGACUGGAAAGCAAUAAAUGACUUGCUUCAAGAACUAGACAGGAGAGAAAAGGCGGAAGUAACUGCACCAAGAUUUAUUCCUACUAGCACUUUUGCUUCUGUUGGUCAAACAAUUACCACAGUAUCUCAGACCCUGGUUACCAGGGAAACUACGAUCUCCAGACUGGAAAUGCCUUCUUCACUGCUAGUGGAGGUUCCUUCUCUGGCUGACUUCAACAAGGCAUGGGCUGAACUCACAGACUGGUUGGCUCUUUUGGAUCAUGUGAUCAAAACCCAGAUAGUUACUGUUGGUGAUCCAGAAGAGAUCAGUGACAUGCUUGUCAAGCAGAAGGCAACAUUACAAGAUCUUGAGCGUCGACAUUCCCAGCUAGAAGAACUUAUUACAGCUGCACAAAACCUGAAAAACAAGACCAGUAACCAUGAGGCUCGCAUAAUCAUCACCGAACGCAUUGAAAAAAUUCAGAGUCAGUGGGAAGAAGUGUACAGCCAUCUACAGGCUCGAAAUCAGCAGUUACAGGAGAUGCUUAAGGAUUCAAAUCAAUGGAUUGAGGCCAAGCUGGAAGCUGAAAAGGUUGUCGGCAAAGCUAAAGCCAAGCUAGAGGCAUGGAAAGACAUCUCUUACACAGUAGAUGCACUGAAAAAGCAGAAUACUGACUUAAAGCAAUUUGUCAAGGAGCUGCGGCAGCUGCAGAUAAAUGUGGAUGUAGCAAAUGAGUUGGCUCGCAAGCUUCUACGAGAUUACCCUGCCGAUGAUACCAGAAAAGUAGAACUGAUGACAGAUAGCAUCAAUGCCUCCUGGGCAGGUGUUAAUAAGCGGGUUGUCGAGAGAGAAUCUGCUCUUGAAGCUGCACUCAAACUUCUGCAGCAGUUUUAUCUGGAUCUUGAGAAAUUCUUGGCUUGGAUGACAGAAGCAGAGACAACAGCUAAUGUCCUUCAGGAUGCUACCUACAAGGAAGGCAUACUUCAGGACCCCCACAGUAUUCAAGAGCUGCUGAGGCAGUGGCAGGAGCUUCAGUCUGAAAUUGAGAACCACACUGACAUUUACCAUAACCUGGAUGAGAAUGGUCAGAAAAUCCUGAAAUCUUUGGAAGGUUCUGAGGAUGCUCCCUUACUGCAGAGACGUUUGAACAAUAUGAAUGUCCGAUGGUCUGAUCUCAGAAAGAAAUCUCUCAACAUCAGAUCCCACCUGGAAGCAAGCAGUGAACAGUGGAAGCAUCUACAACAUUCUCUUCAAGAACUGCUGGCAUGGAUUCAGCUCAAACAUGACGAAUUAACCAGGCAGAUGCCUGUAGGUGGAGAUGUCCCCACUGUGCAAAAACAGAAUGAUGUACACAGGACCUUCAAGAGGGAGCUGAAAGCAAAAGAACCUGUUGUCCUGAGUACACUUGACACUGUAAAGUCAUUUUUAGCAGAACCACCAGCUGAAGGCCUUGAAAAGCUUUAUCAGGAGCCUAAAGACUUGCCACCUGAAGAGCGAGCAAAAAAAGUUGCAAGGGUGCUACAGAAGCUAUCGGAUGAUGUGAGGGCAGAGUGGAGCAGGCUGGACUCCCGCUCCAUUGACUGGCAAAAGAAGCUUGAUGAGGCCCUUGAAAGGCUACAGGAGCUACAGGAAUCUAUGGAAGAGUUAGAUAUCAAGCUGCGCCAGGCUCAAGUUAUCAAAGGCUCCUGGCAGCCUGUGGGAGACUUGCUGGUCGACUCACUACAGGACCAUAUCAAGAAAGUCAAGGCCUUCAAAGCAGAAAUUUUGCCCUUGAAAGAGAAUGUGACUCAUGUGAAUGAUCUUGCUGGUCAGUUCACAGCUACUGACAUUCAGCUUUCUCCUUUCAACCUCAAUCAACUUGAGGAUCUCAACACAAGAUGGAAGCUUCUGCUGGUUUCCAUUGAUGAACGAGUCAGGCUGCUGCAUGAAGCCCACAGGGACUUUGGUCCAACUUCCCAGCACUUCCUCUCCACAUCGGUCCAGGGUCCCUGGGAGCGGGCAAUAUCUCCAAACAAAGUGCCCUACUACAUCAACCAUCAGUUGCAAACCACCUGCUGGGAUCAUCCCAAAAUGACCGAACUGUACCAGUCUUUAGCUGACCUGAAUAAUGUUCGAUUCUCAGCCUACAGAACUGCAAUGAAGCUUCGGCGACUUCAGAAGGCCCUCUGCUUGGACCUUCUAAGCUUGCCUGCAGCCUGUGAUACUUUUGACCAGCACAACCUCAAGCAGAAUGACCAGCUAAUGGACAUUCUACAGGUCAUUAACUGCCUGACUACAAUCUAUGAUCGACUGGAACAAGAACACAAUAAUCUAGUCAAUGUACCGCUGUGUGUUGACAUGUGCCUGAACUGGUUGCUUAAUGUCUAUGACACAGGUCGAACAGGAAAAAUACGUGUCUUGUCUUUCAAAACUGGCAUUGUGUCCUUAUGUAAAGCUCAUUUAGAAGAUAAGUACAGAUACUUGUUCAAGCAAGUGGCCAGUUCAACAGGUUUCUGUGAUCAGCGUAGGCUGGGCCUUCUUCUGCACGACUCCAUCCAGAUACCUCGUCAGCUGGGGGAGGUAGCAUCCUUUGGUGGCAGCAACAUUGAACCAAGUGUUCGAAGCUGUUUCCAGUUUGCUAAUAACAAACCAGAGAUUGAGGCAGCACUUUUCUUGGACUGGAUGAGGCUGGAACCCCAGUCCAUGGUAUGGCUGCCAGUGUUGCACAGAGUUGCUGCUGCUGAAACUGCCAAACAUCAAGCCAAGUGCAAUAUCUGUAAGGAGUGUCCAAUUAUUGGUUUCAGGUACCGAAGUUUAAAGCACUUUAACUAUGAUAUCUGCCAGAGCUGCUUCUUUUCUGGCCGAGUGGCAAAAGGUCACAAAAUGCACUAUCCAAUGGUUGAAUAUUGCACACCGACAACUUCAGGUGAAGAUGUUCGGGACUUUGCUAAGGUGUUAAAAAAUAAGUUCAGGACAAAAAGAUAUUUUGCAAAACACCCAAGAAUGGGCUACCUUCCUGUACAGACAGUUUUAGAGGGUGACAACAUGGAAACUCCUGUUACUCUGAUCAACUUCUGGCCAGUAGAUUCUGCGCCUGCGUCUUCCCCUCAGCUGUCGCAUGAUGAUACUCAUUCUCGAAUCGAACAUUACGCUAGCAGGCUAGCGGAAAUGGAGAACACUAAUGGGUCGUACCUGAAUGACAGCAUUUCGCCUAAUGAAAGCAUAGAUGACGAGCAUUUGUUAAUCCAGCACUACUGCCAAAGCUUGAAUCAAGAGUCUCCCUUGAGCCAGCCACGAAGUCCUGCCCAAAUCCUAAUCUCCCUGGAAAGUGAAGAACGGGGUGAACUAGAGAGAAUCUUGUCUGACUUAGAAGAAGAAAAUAGGAACCUACAGAGGGAGUAUGAUCGGUUGAAAGAGCAGCACGAUAACAAAGGGCUGUCACCACUGCCGUCCCCUCCAGAGAUGGUGCCCAUCUCACCUCAAAGCCCAAGGGAUGCAGAGUUGAUUGCUGAAGCCAAGCUCCUCCGCCAGCACAAAGGCCGCCUGGAAGCCAGAAUGCAGAUCUUAGAAGAUCACAAUAAGCAGCUUGAGUCACAAUUGCACAGACUAAGGCAGCUAUUGGAGCAGCCCCAGGCUGAAGCAAAAGUUAAUGGUACAACCCUUUCCUCACCCUCUACCUCCUCGCAAAGAUCAGACAGCAGUCAGCCGAUGUCACUUCGGGUUGUUGGCAGCCAGACAUCUGAAUCCAUGGGGGAUGAUGAUUUGCUGAGCCCCCCACAGGAUACUGGCACCGGACUAGAAGAAGUAAUGGAGCAACUUAACAACUCCUUUCCAAGCACAAGAGGAAGGAGUGCCCCUGGGAAACAAAUGAAAGAGGCAACAAUGUAGGUAACCUCUUCCACAUGGCAGACGACUUGGGCCGAGCAAUGGAGUCUCUUGUAACGGUGAUGACGGAUGAUGAAACAUUAGACUAGCAGGAUAUGUUUUAUAACAGAGUCAGAGCUCAAGCAUGUUUUUUAUAAUGUUCCUAAACUAAGAGGGUUGGACUGUAACAGUUUACAAGAAAAAAUAAAAGAAAUUUAUCUAUAUUUUUGUGAAGGGUAGUGGUACUAUACUGUAGAUUUCAGUAGUUUCCUAAGUCUGUUAUUGUUUUGUUAACAAUGGCAGGUUUUACUCUUCUAUGCAAUUGUACAAAAAGAGAAAACUAUGUGUAAAAUCUUGUUAGAUUAAUAACUUGCCAUUUCUUUAUAUGGAACGCAUUUCAGAUUGUUUAAAAAAUUUGUAACUAUUAUAAAGAGAGAUUGUAAACUAAAGGGUGCUUUAUAAUAAUAUGAGAAUUUAUUGUUUAUAAAAAUUCCCCCAAAAAAGGAAAAAAAAAAAAACAUCUAUCAGAUAGUGCAUUUGUUUUGCAGCAUUAUAGCUCUGUAGAUGUGUAAGGAAAAUAUUCAUGUUACGUGUUAUUUUUCUUGCUUAUCAAAGAAACUCCGUUUUCUACUAUGGUACCAAAAUUACUCAUCCAUUCAUUGUUCAUCGCUGUCAGAUUUUUGACUGGGGCUGGUUAAGAAUUUAUAAAUAUAUAUAAAUAUAUAUAUAUAUUUACUUUACUAUAUAAAAAAGAUUCUUAAAACUCCUAACCAUCUCCUAGUAAAAGGACAGUUGGUUUUUAUUUUUGUUUAGCCUAGGCAAUACACUACAUUUCUAGAAAAAUGCUUUUUUUCCAAAGUAUCUUAAAUUAAAAAAAUAAUGUUUUGGCAAUAACACUACAUAAUCUGAGGAGCACACAAAGAUAGAAGUCAGUAUUCAGAGCUAUGCUAGGUGUUUACUGAUUCAUAAUUUCAUUAUUUAUAGCAGUAUCAUCUGUUUUUUAUGUUUAUUUUUACUGUCUGAAUGGGGUCACAAGUAUUUGCGUACAUUAAGCUGAGUUCCUUGGUUAAAUGACUCUUUCCAUUGAGAUGCAUAAUUCCUUAUUAAGAGGUGCAUUUUCAACCUGUAUAGAUAAACUGCUGCAAAUUUUAAAAGAAUGGUUAAGAGUAUCUGCACUAGAAUGACACAAGCAAUGAAUGCCAAUACAAGGGACCUCAUUAUGUUGUCACAUUAAUAAUCUUCAGUCUCAUCAUCAAAAUAGUAGUUUGAUUUAUUACAGAAUUAACUGUAAAGUCACACAAACUGUGUCAGAUAAGGGGCCUAGGUUGAUUGGUCAGCAGAAAACAUCCAUGUCAUUGCCUUUUUUUUUAGUAGUUUUAAUUAUGUGUACUAGAACUAUUUAGAAUGUUAAUUGCAUGGCUGAAAGAGUUCAGCACAUAUGAACUGUGGUCAACAUUUUGGAGGACUGCUCCUUAUUAGAGACAACUGGUUUGAAAAGGUAACAUUAAAUUAGGCUGAUCGUGCUGUUUCUACCUCACUUUAGCUCUGUGGUGUCCUUGACCAAUAUGCUUGUUAUGGAUUGUAGUGAAACACUGUUUUUCAUUGUGCAGAUAAAACACUAACAUUUUUAGGUUGCCUACAUCUGCAGGUGACUUACUAUGAAGCAGCCCUGAUGAUUUUUUUUCUUAUUUUUCUGUUUGGAGUUUAAGGCAUGUGUGUGUGGAUGUGUAAAAUGUCAAAAAGAUUAAGGUACAAGAACGGGGUUUCUGGUUGACUUUCAAGCUAGAUUCUUAAAAUCAAGACACAGUUUUAUUGCACGGUUCUUUUAUAAAUUAUGUUUACCAUAUAGGGCUUUUUGUUUUGUUUGAGUGAAUCAUUCAUAAAAAAAUAAAGUUCUAAAGCUUUACUGCUGCUUUAAACAUUACUUGGAAACAUGUCGUGCAAGGUGUAACCAUAAAGUAUUAAAAUGUAAUGCUGAACCAGUAUAAUUGAGUAAAGAAAUGUCACCAUGGCAUGUUAUGUCAUUCAAAUCCAGUAUUGGUUAACUAUUCGGGUAUAUUAUGUUUAACACCAACAUUGUAAUACAUACUAAUUUUUUAUAAAAAAAAAUGUUUUCUGCAUUUUUCACUACAUAUCAAACUUCACCAAAUAUAUGCCUUACUAUUAAAUUAUAUAUUGCUUUACUGUGUAUAUCAAUAAAGCACGCAGUUAUGUUAGUUA